CCCAUUACUCCGCUUUUGGACCUGCCCCUCCCAACUUCCGUGUCCAACGGUUCUCGCAUACCAACCAGCGAAUCCCAAAGCCAAGAUACAUGGAUAUGUCUGUGAAGAAUGCUCGCCCCAAGUUUGAGCAUCCGCUCUCCCCGGAAGGGCUUGAACAGAAGCCAAAUACUCAGCCUGAGUUUGAAUAUAAUAGGGCUCCACCUAUUGGAUUUUUCAACCCCUUUGUCUACAAGGCCGGCGAUUGCACCUGGAAGGGGAAUAAUACUUGGACUGGACCUCAGGGUUGGGUAGAUGCUCUUGCCCAUGCCCUCCGAGCUGAAAGAGUAACCAUUCGAGACAGUCCCAUCACACCAGCGAUGAUCCGCGAAGCUGUGAGGCGACGUAAGCUGUCCAAGCCGUCUGAGUUCAAUGAACCCAAAACUCUCUGUUGCACGGCCCGGCUGAUCGCGAACUAUACAUUUUCGAUGGUGAGCGCGAAUGCGCGUAUGCUCUCCGUGCCAUGGGACUUCCAUUCAGUCUGGUUAUUGUAUGCCCGGUCAUACUAA
Molecule: messenger RNA, 545 nt
Organism: Periconia digitata
Lineage: Eukaryota; Fungi; Ascomycota; Dothideomycetes; Pleosporales; Periconiaceae
Source: the annotation of a GenBank genome assembly